Tripterygium wilfordii is the source of this 1425-nucleotide messenger RNA. RefSeq lists its product as uncharacterized. Bases 1 to 1425 code for a protein of 474 amino acids. Lineage: Eukaryota; Viridiplantae; Streptophyta; Magnoliopsida; Celastrales; Celastraceae. Gene Ontology annotation, molecular function: zinc ion binding. The record is from RefSeq and is a predicted model, not a curated record. The transcript has 8 exons.
AUGGAAAUUGAGUUUUCAAAAACUUGGAAGUUCUAUACGCAUAUUGCAUAUAGAAGAUCUUAUAUAGAAGAAGAUCAUCCUACUCGGUUGCAUAUGCUCGAUUUUAGUAAGGAAAAAUUCAUGAAAACACAAAAUAAAACAAAGGAUGAAAAUGUGGGCGAAAAUGUUGAUGAAAAUGUGGAUGAAUUUUUCACCGACAUGGUAUUCAAUUUGCGCCAAUCUCUUAUUGAUUGGAUUCAAAAUACUGGAUGCAGUUUAGGAUAUGUCAUUGUCAUUAAAAGGUUAGGGACUAGUCUAAUCAGGAAGAGUCCUAGAUUGUUGUUCCAAUGUAAUCGUGGUGGCACGUACAGAAGUGAUGACUGGAUGGUAAGGGUGGUAUGUGGAACACAUAAUCAGGCCCCUGUAACAUAUAUGGAGGGACAAUCAUACCCUGGUCGGCUCUCUGAAUUCGAAAUCCAGUUGAUGGUACAUCUGUCUACGAAAAAUAUGAAGCCACGAGAUAUCUUGACAUCGUUGAAGAAGCAGAAUUCGGACAACGUAUCUACCAUUAAGACCGCAUAUAAUGCACAAUCGAAAUUUCAAACUGCAGAGAAAGCCGGAUCAUUAGAGCGAUUGCUUGGAUUCCCGCACAUGUUAUUGAUGGACGCAACAUAUAAAACAAAUGGAUACAUGAUGCCUCUCCUUGAGAUUGUUGGCUCAACAAUGGAUGGAUGCACUGGUUCACGGGUUGUUGUCACCGACAGAGAGUUGGCCUUGAUGAAUGCAUCUGCCCAGGAGAUGUUUGUAUCCGCAUGGAUCGAAAAAUAUCUGUAUUUCGGAAACCAAACAACUAAUAGAGUCGAGAGCCAGCAUGCCAAGUUGAAACGAUACUUGGAGUCAUCACAGUCAGAUUUGGUGAUAUCACUGUCAUUUAUUCACCAAGUCAUCCAAUCACAGGUCAUAGGUAUCAAAGCUAGUAUUGAGCAGAGCAAAACUAUCGUCCAACAUCGAUUCAAUAUACCGCACUUUCAGGAAUUAUGUGGUUUCGUUUCAAUCCACGCAUUGCAUCUGAUUUUGAAGGAAUUUGAGCGAUCUAAGUAUGUCAUAGAAGUUUCCUACAAAUGCGGAUGUCAACUUCGUACUAGCUAUGGACUGCCAUGUGGGCAUGAGCAAGCAAUAUAUUUGAACGAUGAUCAUCCCAUACCAAUUGAUUCCAUAGAUAAUUUUUCGAGGAAACUUGAUUUAUCACUGUGCGUGUCUCUUCAAGACGAUGACAUCGAUUGUGACGUCGAUCUGCAAAUGAACACUCGUGGACGCCCCUCCUCGAAGAAAAAAGUUGCAUCAAAUACUCGUGCGAAUCCGUCUGCAUUAGUGUUCAUUGAGUCUGAUUCCCCUCAUUCUCGGGAACCAAGUAGACACAGUUAUUCGUUUGGAGGCCCUGACUAG